AUGUCCGGUGACAUAGUGGAAAUACCCAAGCCUAAACGGUUAGGCAUAAGAAAUGACCCACUUCUAAUUAUCAAAAAUAGCCGAAAGCUACAUGGCAGACCUGCAACAGUUGCUGGGCCUAUGGUACGUUACUCCAAACUGCCAUUUCGCCAAACUUGCCGACACUUUAACGUUGACAUAGUAUAUACCCCAAUGAUACUUGCACGUGAGUUUGUUAGAAAUGGCCAUGCCAGAAUGGCAGACUUUACCACAAACAACAAGGACUUCCCCCUAAUAGUUCAAGUCGGAGUGAACAAUGUUGUGGACUUACUGAGAUUCGCUGAGAUGGUUAUUCCCUAUUGUGAUGGGAUCAGCAUAAAUUGUGGUUGUCCCAUAAGAGAGCAAAUCAGGGAAGGAAUUGGAUCGGCUUUGAUUUACAACCCUGAGCUGCUGUAUAAUAUGGUGAAAGCAAUAAAGGAUAAAUAUGGAGAUAGUUUAAGGCUGGAAACAAAAAUAAGAAUCCAUGACCAUCCGGAUCAGACAGUUGCUUUAUGUGACAGGAUCUCCGAGGCCGGUGCAGAUUGGAUUACGAUCCAUGGGAGAACAAGAACCACCAGAUCAUCUGUACCCGUGAAUAUCCGGGCAAUUAAAUACAUUAAAGAACAUAUUAAAAAUCAACAAAUUCCAAUCGUCGCUAAUGGAGAUUGUUUUAAUAUGAAGGAUUUCUGGAAAGUUGCAGAAUAUACUGGCGUCGAUGGUGUCAUGGCUGCCCGCGGCUUGCUAGCAAAUCCAGCACUAUUCAGCGGUUACGUUAAUUGCCCGUGGAAAGCUGUUGAGUUAUUUUGGUACUACACAAUGGAAUUUGGAGGUCUACCAUUCCAAAUUUUGCUGCAUCAUUUACACUGCAUGCUGGAAGAUAUGAACAUCGACAAAGGAUUGCUGAAAGAAAUGAUGCUUAUGAGGUCCACUUCAGAGUUAAUAGACUGGUUCGAUAAAUAUUUCAUACUAAGAAGGAUUCCUGACUCAGAUCUCACAUACACACCGGGGAUCCCAUAUAGAAUUAGUACGCCCAAGAUUUGA
This is a messenger RNA of Eremothecium cymbalariae DBVPG#7215, 1059 nucleotides long. It is a transcript of the gene DUS4, whose product is annotated as tRNA dihydrouridine synthase. Gene Ontology annotation, biological process: tRNA processing. NCBI's taxonomy places the organism in Eukaryota, Fungi, Ascomycota, Saccharomycetes, Saccharomycetales, Saccharomycetaceae. The coding region runs from base 1 to 1059 and encodes 352 amino acids. Gene Ontology annotation, molecular function: flavin adenine dinucleotide binding; tRNA dihydrouridine synthase activity. The record is from RefSeq and is a predicted model, not a curated record. The transcript has a single exon.